UGCCAGCGGGCUGCACAGCCACGUCCCCAAGCCCAGUGUCUCUUGGUCUCAGCAGCUUUGUGGUGAAGCUCCACAAUGUCAACCAAAGCCACGAAGAUACUCUUCCUGCUUCUUCUUCUUCUCCCUGUGGUGUCCCAGGCUGCUGCAGUGUCAGACACUGUGACGUGUCGGAAGACCAAGGGCGAGUGUUCGUUCCUGCUGUGUCCCUUGUUUAAGCGAGCCACCGGUACCUGCUACAAUGGACUGGCAAAGUGCUGCAGGCCAUUAUGGUGA
Molecule: messenger RNA, 273 nt
Organism: Grus americana (Whooping crane)
Lineage: Eukaryota; Metazoa; Chordata; Aves; Gruiformes; Gruidae
Gene: DEFB1
Product: defensin beta 1
Exons: 3
Coding region: 76-273 (65 amino acids)
Biological process (GO): defense response to Gram-positive bacterium; defense response to Gram-negative bacterium; innate immune response in mucosa
Cellular component (GO): extracellular region
Molecular function (GO): CCR6 chemokine receptor binding
Source: RefSeq, a predicted model, not a curated record